Rhizophagus irregularis DAOM 181602=DAOM 197198 is the source of this 201-nucleotide messenger RNA. The record is from RefSeq and is a predicted model, not a curated record. NCBI's taxonomy places the organism in Eukaryota, Fungi, Glomeromycota, Glomeromycetes, Glomerales, Glomeraceae.
AUGUCAGAUAAUCAUAAUGAGUUAUUUAUUAUUGAUUUAGGAUUAUGUAAACCUGUAAGUGAUUUACAAGAUUCUGAUAAUGGAGUCAAUGAAAUUUAUGGAGUUAUACCUUAUAUGGCACCUGAAAUAUUAAGAAAUAAACCCUAUACUCUAGCAAGUGACAUUUAUAGUCUUUCAAUGAUAAUGUGGGAAUUUACUUUA